CUUGCCGAAAUCAAGAUGUCUAGUCAAUCAACAUUCUUCCCCCACCCUUCGGGGACCGCACCCGAGAACCAUGGCAGCCUUCCGGCAGCAGUCGUCCCUGCUGUCAUCCCUGCUGUCGUGGUUGCAGCAUCGGUGCUGCUUUUUUUUUCUGCGGCUCAGACUUUUGGACAAGCAGCUCCAAGCCGAGCCGUUCAGCAAGUGGCGGGGCAGGCAGCAGAGAGACUCGGCCUGGCCAUCCCUGCCAGCUGCCGUCCCUGCUGCGGAAUCCAGCUUCGAGAGUCAACUUUGUAUCAUCUGUCUGGAUGCGAUACAAGAUAUGACUCUGAUUAGAGCUCUAACAUGUCAGCAUAUUUACCACAAGGCGUGUUUUGACAAGUAGUUCGAGCGGGAUCAUAACGUGUGUCCUCUAUGCCAGAGAAGAGUACUGUACGAUAAAGCCCCCGAAGUCACCGUUUAGCAGGACUAGCAUAAGAAAUCCUUGUAACGUACAAUAUAGUUGCGCUGUUAUGUGUGAGGAAUGAAUUUUGGGG
Messenger RNA from Microdochium trichocladiopsis, 530 nucleotides. RefSeq lists its product as uncharacterized. The record is from RefSeq and is a predicted model, not a curated record. The transcript is spliced from 3 exons. The coding region runs from base 71 to 379 and encodes 102 amino acids. NCBI's taxonomy places the organism in Eukaryota, Fungi, Ascomycota, Sordariomycetes, Xylariales, Microdochiaceae.